GGGCAGCAAAGCGCACGUGGCCCUUUGGUCCUCCAGGCGAUGACGUCACCUGUCAAGCGCGUGUCGUUAGCUGGCUAACGCUAACUCGCACAUUUGCUGCGUCAAUGCUUUCAUUCCUCGGGACCGCUUGUUAGUCUUGUACAUAAUGGAGCUGGUAUGGGAGGACCUUCCUGUCCCCGAGACUCCUUUCUUCACCAGAGAUGUCUAUGACAAAUAUUCACUUGCACCUAAUAUCCGGGAACUAUGGGACUUUCUCCAAAGAAGUCCAGAAGAAGAGAACAAACAGGACCGUGGGUCUGCAGAUGCCACCUGCUCCCCUUCCACAAAAGAGGCCCCAGAUUCUAAAGACGACGGUUGCGUCAGAAAUGAAGAGUCCUGUUGGUUCAGCUGUGAUACUGAUGAUCCGAAUGCAGACGAUGCUGCUGGAGGUACAGAAGAAUGUAAGGGUACUAAAAAAAAAGUCAAGCAGGUCGGGAAUGAGAAGGUUGCUCCUUAUCCUGAACCCAGACUGCCCCUCCCGUGUAUGUCCACUCUGUCCAGCGCGGAGCAGAGGACGUAUCUUGGAUUUUUGAUUAAUAAGAAGAUUAGAUAUCCGCAACAGUUUCAGAACUUGAAGUCACGCGUAAACAAUGAAGUGAUGCAGUUCAUGAGGUACCUGCAAGAUGUGGCCAGAAUAUGUGCCAACGACUACAACUUCAUACCACAGGGAGCAAUGCAAUACUCCGAGGAGUUUUUCAGGGAGUGUUUGGAGCACAUUAAGACACUUCCCGAGCUCUAUCAGAUCUUCGAGAUGACUAGUUUAACCGGCGGAACAUUUGACCCCCGGCUGAUGUUGACCUUUGAGAAACAGCUGCUCAUCAUGGGCAAUGUGGAUAUUACAGAGCAGAAGAUAGUGCCUGCUGAUGCACAGCUUGCAUCGGAUUAUCAGAGUGUUUCAUCAGAGAAUCCUCCAGCUAAAAAAGCCAAGGACAUGCACGCUAAAAUCAGUAGCGAUAGUAAUGCUAAGAGACUGUCGGCCCGUUAUGAACCUGAAGUGUGUCUGACUCGAGAUGCCCUCGUCAGGCUGCUGGACAAUCAUGGCCCUGACUUUGGAGAUCAAUGGGAGCUGCCUGUUUGGGUUCAAUUAAACCCAGGAAAAGGCAGUAGUCAGAAGAAGACCGUGUACAUCGACUCACCUCUUCUGCAGACUGAAAUGACAAUAAGAGGGCGGUCACAUGUCUACCACGAGGAGAGUUUGAAGCUUUCCUUCAAGAAGAAUGGAAGUAAAAAUGUGUUUCAUUUAAUGACGGAACUUCCUGUGGAUCACUGGCAACUAUCCUCAGGGAACUCACAGAGAUACUUGCCCUCUGAAACCAAUCUGCUUGACUUUGAGGUGGACCUCACUGACCUGGAAACAUUUGGAGAGGCGACCCCCAAGAGGCAAAAUGCAUGUGUUGAAAGUUCCCUGCCUUUAGCUAAGACAAAAAAAUCCAGUGAGCAUCUGGCAAACACCAGUAGCAGUUCACAAGAAGAGAGGAGCAACUCAUCGACCGACGUGAAUGGUCCCGUUACAGAGGAGUCAACUCGGACAGUUGCAAAUGAGGCCACUUCCCCAAAAACUCUCCAAAGUGACGUCGACCUGCCUUUAAUGGGAGACUCUGAUGAAGAGAAGCUGGUCAUUGAUGAAUCUGUGUCUCUAGCUAACCCAACUUCACGCUCUGCAGACCCUGCGGCAAUUCCCGCGUCCCAGUCUGUGCCUGAGUCCUCAUCUCCUCAAAAAGGUACAAGGCAGAGGCGACCGUCCAAAAGAGCACAGCCAUCAGGUGACCAGCUGGGUGAGAUCCUGCGCAUGCAGACGGCCAUGUUCAAAUCUCCCUGCACCAGCACAGCCCAGGACUCCAAUUCACCCUCGCGAUGUGCUGGACCAUCUGUUCAGUCCCACCGAGUGUCUCUGGUGAAGCCCAGUGUGUCCUUGUAUCUGGAGAGAAACCAGGAUCAGGAUGGAGAGACCUGUGCUACUCCUCUCCUAUCUGCACCGGGGGGCAGCAUUACUACUAAGAAAAUUCUGUCACAAGACUUGCAGGCUGGUGCUGAAGAUGAACAAGACUACACAGCUCCAGAGGAAGGAAACCUGCUCUAUAAGCUCUACAGUCUGCAGGAUUUGCUCAUAAUGGUGCGCAGCUCUGUCUCAUUGGCCCAUACCAGGAAAGUGGGCCAAAACGGCAAAAACCAGUUGGUGCCAGUGCAUGUACUGCCCAAGCUGGAGUACCAGUUGAAUUACGGUGUUGAGUGUCUGAGCAGCAGUGAGGCUUGCCAGCUGUGGACUGAGACGUUGCUCCACUCCAGCACCGUAUCCUACAUAGCUCACAUCAAUGCGCACACUUCAAAAGUAGCUUUGCUGAGGAGGCUGCCUGACGACUGGAAACAGAACGUCUCCUGUGGCUUCAAGCCGUCCAAGUCCCUGAAUAUUCUGCACCAUCUACUGAAAAAGCUCACUGGGUUGGAGGAAGGACGGUACCUGAUUGCACACAAGGUGGGAGAACCAUUCGUGACCCUAUUAAAAGCGGCUAAUGGGAAAGCGAGUCGGGGGGCGUACGACCUGCAGAAGCUCCACAACUCAGUCCCCCGUCCCCUGGCCCCCGGGCUCGUGCCCUGGAUACCUGUCGAUCCAGCUGUGGUCAUGUCCUUCCACAAGAAGCACGGGCGUGUCCCCUGCACAUUUCCACCAAAGCUCCUCGGACAGACGGCGAAGGAGGGCUCAUUGCAGUCCAACAACCACGGAGCUGGGCCAGCAAGGAACAAGUCCAAUGCAGAAGCCAAGAAGAAGAAAAAACAAAAGAAACGUGCAGCCAGGCGUGACCAGUAUAUCAAAAAGUUAGUUCAGAAUUCCAUUUAAUGUGAGUCAGACGAGGAGUUGGACCUGCACCGAAAAUAAAAAGAGAAUUAGACCACUUAUUACGCCAAUAAUUUCAGAAAUACCUUGUGACCCUAAAAUAUCUGUGAAUGCUGAAGCACUUUGAGAGUAUAAAAAAAUAUACUUUUCUUUCUUUUUUUUUCAAAGAGAAGAUUUUAUUAAUAGUUGUGUUUUAUGAAAACAAUAAAGUUUGAUCCAUAUUGAGUAAA
Messenger RNA from Gasterosteus aculeatus aculeatus (three-spined stickleback), 3102 nucleotides. It is a transcript of the gene ice2, whose product is annotated as interactor of little elongator complex ELL subunit 2. The record is from RefSeq and is a predicted model, not a curated record. NCBI's taxonomy places the organism in Eukaryota, Metazoa, Chordata, Actinopteri, Perciformes, Gasterosteidae. Gene Ontology annotation, biological process: snRNA transcription by RNA polymerase II; snRNA transcription by RNA polymerase III; positive regulation of transcription by RNA polymerase III. Gene Ontology annotation, cellular component: transcription elongation factor complex.